CCGUUUAUCACUUAUCAGUAGAAAUGGAAUGUUAGUUUAUUUAUAGUUCGUCAAAUAAUGCUAACGCUCAACACCGCUUUCAAUUUUACAAUAUUACAAGUAAAGUACGAGUACUUGUACUGUGCAACAAAAUUUAGAUAGUUGGGAGAAAGGAAACACAACUUGCAUCAAUUCACAACCCAAGAUGGAGGUGCCAAAAAUGGGGGAUGAGGUUACGAUCCCGUUUGACAUGUUGACGUAUUUAGCUGCUACUAAUGUGAUACCUGAGCCCCCUUCCCAUGUGAAGGGUAAAAAAAGGAAAUUGUAUCGCUUCAUCAUAGAGCGAUACAACAGCGAUGAUGGAACCAUUCAAGCUGGUCUUCUGGAACCUCUGUUCCAUUACAAAAUAGUGUUGAGCUACAACUAUUUCAGUAGUGCCCAGCUCAUCAUUAAAACACCAAAAAAUACGCGGUCACAGUCCAAGAAGCGUAUGCCCAACUGUAAUGUGGCAUUCGCAGCACAAAAUCCAGAAGUAUCAGAAAGUGGCAUCCUCCUACACGAUCCUACCCAGAUGCAACAAAAUAUGGAAAAUCCAUUAGGUGAAGGAGUUCCACAAAUAUUGACCAGCUUCACUUUACCUGAACUGGAAAAUGAUUCGAGACCACCGCCUAAUACAAAUGCACCGUUCAGUUUUAAUCUGCCAGAGAACUCGAGCGGACAAGUGUUGAAAAUGGCCAUUUCUCUGGCUCAAUCAAAAGUGCUACAUUAUGAAAAUUUAGCGAAUAAUGCCCGAAACCAACUCGCAAGAUUAAAAGAGAGACAUUCAGAAGACGAUCCUGACGACAUGAUUGGAACGAUGAAAGAGAUACAAAUUAAAGAAUUGACUGAAAAAUAUUCAAAAAAGAUGUUGGAUAUUUUCAACGAUGAGCCAGUGAUGUCUUACGAAUUUCGCAAUAUAAAGGACGACAAAUAUCCAGCUCUGGACUUUACGAUGGUACAACGUUUGCCACUCAUUAUUACCUUCGACAAAAAUGCCGAGUAUGAGCAAGCCUUUGAAGAAUAUAUGAAGGGGACAACGAUCUUCAAUUUAUUAGAUGGAAGACGUGUGUAUGGUUCAUUGAAAGUACCAAUUUGGGAAUCUAGCAGUAAAAGCGCUGACAAGCCAGCAACGUUGAAAGGGACCGAGAGUGUGACAAGAUUUGCUCUGCCAUUCAAGAAUUCUGCCGUACUGAUGUACGCUUGUCGAGGUUUUAGUUGCCGAUUUUAUCGCCCAAAUCGCCGAAUUGUUCGACAACACGAGAUAGAUACUGGACAUUUUAUUGAACAAGAAAAAGGACCUCAGAAAGAAAGUCCAUCGAAGAACAAUAACGAACUCGUAGUAUCUACGAAUAAAGGAGAGGUCAAGCAUGAAUAUCGAUAUUCGUCCGACGAUUCAGUGGUUGAAACAGAAGUGACUCACGCCCGAGAAAUAACCGUUACCAAAAAUCGUCGCAGAUUCAGAAAGAGAGAAUCCGAAUACACGGAAUCUCCUCAACAGCAGGAAAUAAAACGAGAAGAAAGGCGGCGCUCGUCUUCUGAAGACUCCCUCAUCGAAGUCGGUGUUUACCAACUGGACAAACGUGGCAGAAAGAGGCCUUAUGUAAAGACAAAAGUAUCCACAAAUGGACCUAAGCAAGAAACGAAGACCGAACAAUAUUCAUCCGACGAUUCCGUAAUUGAGGUUGGAAUUACACGGCCGGAUGAGAAUGGGCCUUAGAAGCCUGAUUCUAUGUAGUUGGUCAUUUUUGAUCCGUUUAUUUUUUAGAAUCAAAAAAUGCAUUUCGCUUCUGAAAUUUCAGAUAGUACUUAAUACAUUAUUUCUGCACAUUCUUUCAAUCAAGCUCCGUGUCGGGUUCAAAUAUUUCUGUGCUAGUUGAAACACCUCCCUUGUAAGCAAAAAUCAAAAGAAUAAGUAAGAAAUCAAGACAUUUUCAAAUCGUACAUAAUUUUCUAAAAAUGAGUCUUCGUAAGUUGGGAAAUGAUUACUUCAUCAGGUAUGCGUGUGUUUUUUGGGAACCUCGCAAAUGAGCCACUCUGUAAAUUCCUCAACCUACCUCUUGUGUUCUUUUGACUUCUUUUUGGAAUUUUGGCGAAUUGUCGAAUUCUGCCUAGACUUGAAUUUGUUUCCUGCUCUGAUGUUUGAGCGCUUACCUCCCCUCCCCCCUUUCGACCUGAUCUUGCUUAAUGGUUUUUAGUCACGUAUGUACAUAUAAGUGCAAUGAUAUGUAAUUGAUAUUUUGAAUUGUUUUUUAUAAUCAUAAUUUAAUUAUGUUUGUUUUGUUUCUUGAAUUUUUAUUAAUCAUAAAUAUUUUUUUAUUGAAAGAA
This is a messenger RNA of Planococcus citri (citrus mealybug), 2343 nucleotides long. RefSeq lists its product as uncharacterized. The record is from RefSeq and is a predicted model, not a curated record. The coding region runs from base 185 to 1735 and encodes 516 amino acids. The transcript has 6 exons. Lineage: Eukaryota; Metazoa; Arthropoda; Insecta; Hemiptera; Pseudococcidae.